GGCGUUCGCGCGUGGAACCCGGUGCCCGACGAGCGGAAUCGCCGCCCCUGCCCCUGUGGAGUGGUUCGUGCAGGAGUCGAGGGCGGCGGGGACGGGGGCGAGGCCCCGAGUGCAUAUGUGGAGCUGCCUCUGUUUACAUUUCGCUCUUCUUCGGGGGACUCGCAGUGGCGUAACACUCAAACACUAAAUAAGAACCCUGGCUUUACAACCCACGUCUCUCCCGGGAUAUUCGGCCCCGGGGGCGCCGCCCCUCGCCUUUUCCUCCCGGUUUUCCUUCGGGGUGUGCGUCUCGGCCGAUGGAGGGGAGGAAAUCCUCCGCCGGGAGCCUCCUCAGGAGGAGGAGGAGCGAGAGUCUGGCAGGAUCCACUGACCCCGAUUUCGGGCUUCGGACAUUUUGCUUCCUCUGCGGGGUCAGUCGGCAGAGCAACAAGCGGAGUUGCUUCUGACCUUCAAAAAUGGGGGAUUCUCAUCAUCUUCAAGUUCUUCCUCUUCCACGGCUUUUUCGCAGCCCCAGGAACCAUCACCGGAUUUCUCUCCCUUGUCUGCUCUUGGACUGCAGCGAGUUGGGGAGGAAAGGGCAUCGCCAUCCAAGGAACCCAGUAUCCAGUUAAACCGGAGAGGCAUGCCCGCGCGAAUGAGGAAGAAGAACCGUUUAUAUUUUGAUGAUGAUCUUGUAAGUUCUCCCACACAAGUCAAGUCACCCAAAAAGAGUUCCAGAGGCACCCCCAAGAAACAGCUUAAUCCACAGCCAAUUCCAAGCAGUCCAUUGAAAUUGGUUGAUGGCCUAAUUCCUUCAUCUUACACUCCAGAGGAGCCUCAGACAAUAACAACACCUGACAAAAAAGUAGCCCAGCAGAAUGGAGUCAGGCUUAGAAAUUUUUUGAAGCUUCCCCAAGCACACAAAUGGGUUUACUUUGAAUGGUUUUAUUCAAAUAUUGACAAGCCCUUAUUUGGAGGUGAGAACGACUUCCAGAUUGUAUUGAAAGAGGCCUUUCCACAGCUGAAAACUCGGAAAUUAUCGCGCCGCCAGUGGGGCAUCAUCCGUCGGAUGAUGGGUAAACCCCGACGUUGUUCUCAGGCCUUUUUCCAAGAGGAGUGCCUCGCAUUAGAUAAAAAGCGCCAAGUCUUACGGCUGCUGCAGCAGCGGAAAAUCACGGACAUAAACUCUCUGAAAGACUUUCCCUUGCCAGAUCAAAUUCCAAUGCAGCUUGUCAUUGGUACAAAGGUUACAGCAAGAAUACGAAAGCCAGAAAAUGGACUGUAUACUGGUGUCAUAGACGCAGUCGAUACAUCAGACAACACUUACAGGAUAACAUUUGACCGUCAUGGAAUUGGAACACAUUCAAUUCCUGAUUAUGAAGUCCUGUCAAGUGAGGGAGCAGAAAUCAUGCCCCUAUCAAGCUUCUCUCAAAAAUUCCGUCCAAGGCCGCCCCUGGGAAUGGUUACUCCUCCUAGACCCAUUUUGCCAAAGCUUGAACCCGGAAGCGGAACCGACAGCCCCGCACUUUCGCUCACUAAUGAUCCUAUAUUAGCUCAGUCUCCUCUGAAAUCUUCAAAGUUAUCAAUGGAAGAUACUUUAGGUGGAUUCCCUGUAAAAUGCCUCGUUCAAAUUGUACAGUUGUCAAAGAUAUUAAGAGCAAAGCGUGAAAAGAUAGGUUCCCUCAGAGAGAUGAAUGAGCAAGCUGAAAAGCAGAGAAGCUAUGGAGAAGAGUUGAAUGUAGAAUUUCAGCGUAAAUAUGCAGCAUUGGUACUAGAAAUAGAAAAGCUAAACAAAGACCUGAAUCAGUAUCUUUUGGCUGUCCAACAGUUUUGCCAAGAGAUUGCCCCAGAACAAGGAAUAUCUGCACCUACCUUACUGCCAAGCCAAAUUAAGGAGAGAUGCUAUGAGGAGGCAGCCACCAUUGUAGAUGUGACAAACCACUCCAGUGGUUCUCCUCAGGUGUCGAGUGCAUCUGUGCUUGAUCUCAUCACUAAACUUACAUCACUGAUGCUUCAAAUCAAGAAUUUGGCAGAGACUGAAGUGAGUGCCUUUGAGUUAACAUCUCUUCAGGAAACACUCAAUGAGAUAAGAAAUUCACUAGAUGAGUCAAACAAAGUGGCAUUCCAGAAUAACAUUGAAGUGCAUUUGACUCAUAUUAUGUCAGCUGUAUCUCAAAUGGGUACUUUACAAGCCUUCAACAAUCACAACAGCAAUUCUUUAUAGAGCAAGUCAAGGGUCAUACUUGUGUAACUGAGGUUGUCAUUGAGUUUCAAUCAUCUCUGAACAUAUGUAAAUGUCAUACGUUUUUUGUACUCUUGUUAUGUAGAUAAGAAUUUUUGUUAUGUAGAUAUGAACGUAUUCGUCACUGUGCAUCCCAGGGUCAUUUAGCAUUUGGUAAAGAAAUCUAUGAAACCAAUAUUACAUCAUUUAACUUACAUUAAUUUUAGAUAGACAUGCAGUAGACUCAGUGUAUUCUGGGGAUGUCUUUACAGGAUGUAAACCAAGGAUCAGUGCAGUCAAUCAGGUACACAUGACAUAUCCAUAAGAGUGUGUGUAUUUCAGAAACUGACUGUGUGAAAUCCAGUUGUUCAGGCAACUUGUUGAAAGUGGUCAAUUAUGGGAAUUGGGGAAAGUUAAAUGAUCAGUGUCUGGUAGGACAGAAAAGGAAGGAUGUCCACUUAAUCAAUUCAUCAUAAAAAUUAUGUGCUAAUUUACAGACACUUGGUUUGUGUUAUUUAUGUGGUUUUAUAAAAUUAUUUAUUGUUCGUCUGUGUAGAUGCAUUCCUGGAAUUUUGAAUCCACUGUAUGUUUAUUUUACAUUUAUUUUACAAGAUUGAGAGGUAAUUGUUUACAUUUCAAGAUAUUUAGUUUUUUAUUUCACUUUUUUUGCAUACAUUUUUGGUCCAAGGUGCGUUCAAAAUAUUUCCUUUAUGCCAAAGACAUUUCUUGAAUGACUGGAUGAAAAUUAUGAACUGACUACUGUAUAAGGGCAUUCGAGUAAGUCUAUAGACCUCAGAGCUUUGAUAUAAUGAGUUUUUCCAAAACUGCUGUACAGUAUUUUUGUCAUCUUUCAAGGGAACAGCAGCUUCCAGAAAUAUGUACAAUACAGUUUCUUCUACUGAACUAAGUUAGUUCUCUGUUGAAAUUAUUUGAACAUAGUCUUUCAUUAUUUAACAGAGGUAGGGUUGUGCUACACAAAGUUUUAAUCACACUAUUUGUAUAUAUGAUUGGGAGAGAAAUCACGUGAAAACCAAGGGGCAGUUUCUUGAUAUCAUAGUUCUACACAUAAAAGAAUUUAUGGCUCUGAUUUUGUCACAAGUCUCAGUAAUAGCAGUUUUCAAUCUUUCACAUAGAUGUUGCUGAGCUGAGUCAUUUCAUUGUAACCUCUGGGAUAUUGGUAGACACUCAUUUUCUUUUUAAAUCCUUCAGCCAAAGUGUUUGAAGAUGAGAAUUAUUCUUGCUGGAGAACAACAGGUAAACAGUUGUAUUGACCCUGAAUUGAAGUAGUAAUGAUAUAUCAUGAUGACCUUACCAUUCAGUAAGCAAAUAUAUACGUAUAUACUAUAUGUUAAUCAGCUUCUGUACCUUUUCUUGUACAUAGUCCUGUAAUAGAAAAUAUUCACUUUGUUGGUAGGAUGUGAAUAUUUUGUGUUACUAUUGAAGAAUGCAGAAUUAUUUUUGUACCUGAAAGUUAAACAUGAAGUUCAGUAUGGUAGUUAGUCUUUUGUGUGUGGAGCUGUGAUGCCUUGGUUGAAUUUGUAUUAUUUGCAAGGAUGCAUCCAUAUUUACCUGAAGCUUUUAUUUGUAAUUUCUAGAUUAUCAGUGAUUGGCCUGUGCUCCACUGCUUUUUGUCAUUACCUUGUCAGCUGUUUGUGUUUGGUAUCUUUCCACCUAUUAGAGCAGCACGAAGCGCCGCAGUGGCGUGGUUGGUAUGGUCUUUGCCUGCCACUUCAGUGGCUGUGAGUUUGAUUAUCGGGCAUUCCAUUGAGGGGUCAGAGAUGUGUAUUUCUGGUGUUGGAAGUUUACUGUCGACGUGGUUUGGAAGUCACGUAAAGCUGUUGGUCCCAUUGCUGAAUAACCACUGGUUCCAUGCAAUGUAAAAACACCAUACAAACAAACAAACAAACCUAUCAGAGCAUCUUAUGUACCUUACUUAAAUGACCACAUUUCAUUAAGGAGAAAAUCCUUCAAGACCACUACUUCAUUUCUAGGAUCUGGGUUGAAUCAAAGUAUUUGUUAUAUGGUGGUAAGUUGAGUGGUCAAAAGUUGUUUCCAGCUGCCGCAAGAAGAUUACUAUCCUAUUAAGACCUCAGGUUUGUUAGCUAUGAAAAGUUCAUAUGGAUUUAAAAUUUGUCGUGUUGAACUAUAGUGAUUAGAUACCAAAAGAGAAUGGAUGACUAGGUUAAUGGAGAAAGCAGUGGAGGUCACGUGCUGUGUAAGGCACACUGUAGUUCUUAACCCCCUGUGAUGGGUGACUGGUCAAGGUUAAAGAAGAAUUUAAUGGAUUUUGUGGUUGGAAAUGUACUAUUCACAUGUGCUGAGUGGACUUGACAAUUUGGAAUAUUUUUGCGGAUGUUCAGAUAUUUUUUAUGAUUAAAGGAUCUGGAAAAGUUUAGUUACUGCCACACAGCUGAAGUAACUGGUUUGUUAUUUCUGGAACAUGAGUAAUGAUUUUGACAAAUGCAGAGAAGAAUAAUAAUAUGGAAACUUAGAUAGGUGUUUUAAUGUUGUAUUUAUCUUCUCUCGAUUUUAAUAGGAAGUCCGAGAGGGAAUUGAGGCAGAUAGUGCACAAACUCAGUUUACUAUGUAGAGAACUCAUGUCUAAUUCCCAAAGAGGAAAAUCUGACAUAAGAGGGUGGCAAAAGCAGCCUUGAUUGUAUAUUUGAUUAUACUCUACUAAAAAUCAACAAAAAUAUGACUGUUGACCAUCGAGAUCCAUGUUGGCCAUAUCACAGUUGUAUAGUCUUAAGAGUUUUAGAAGCAGUUAACAUCUCAAGUGGAUGCAUCAGUUUUAUUUGUUACUCAUUUUCUUUUUUUCUCUUAUUAUAAUUGACAUUUUAAAUUAUUAAAGGUGAAAUGAUUUUAAUAUAUGAAGCCCCUGGCUUAGGUAAACCUAAGUAUAAAAAUUUCUAGUCUAUAGUUUUAAAAGAUUUCCGGUGAAUAAAUAUUCUAAGUAGCUGGAAUUAAUGUACUACUACUAUUUUACAUUUUAUAGUUUAUUAAAUUAACUAUUAUAGUAUAUUAUCAUUGUCAGUUGAAAUGUUUCUCAUAUAUGGACUUUAUAGUUUGCUGCUCUUGUCACUUUAUUCUGAAAUUUGUUGUUGCUUGAAAGUUGGCAAAUUUCAUCAAAGCAAAGGGGACAUUUAUUUAGCAGUUGCUGGUGGUAGUUACAGAAAUGCUGAUUUGGCCAGUGAGACAAUCUCAACAGAUGCAGUGUUGUCAAUUGAUACAAUUAAUAGUCACAUUUUUGGUAAUACAUGUCAAGAUUCAACAUGACACUUACAUCAUUCAUAACUUUGUAAACUUAGUGAUGUCUCAAUUUGAUUUAAUGUGAAAUCACAUUGGUAGUCAAGUGUGGAGACUAUAUGAUAUAACAAAGAUGUCCAUUGGGUUGAGCUCAACAUCAGGUCUCUUUUUAACUCCUUUUAACAUUUUACCAAACUUAUGCCCAAUUGGGGCUAGGGCACUACUGACGCUAGGCCAGCUUAAUCCAGACCAGCCUAAUUGACUGCAGAGCUGUGAUCUACGGAUGAUUGUAUUUCCUAUCACUAGGUCUUGGUCAUUGAUAACACCCCCCCCUUGAUGUAUGACACAUUAGGUUCAUUACCUGAAGGCAUGUAUUGGAUAUGAUAUUCUGCUUUUAAAUUUAGACAAGUACCAGCAGCAGCAUGCUAAAUAAGUAUUGGUUGAUUUUUGUUUGGUUGUCAGGUUUUUUUAUCAUAACCAGAAAUUAUUUGUAAGUGAAUGGUUCUUUUCUCAUGCUUCUAAUAUGUUCCGAAGAAUUGAGUCCUCUUGAAAGUUGUGUUUUUUAUAUAAUUUUCUUUCUAAUUUUAUUCAUGCAAACCUGUAUGGCUAAUAUUUGAACAGAUCAUAAAGAGUAAAUUUGUAAAAUCAAACUGCUUCAUUAACAUUUCAUACUUGAAUAUAGUAGUUCAACUUUUGAGAUUAAUAAUAAAGCCUCGAGUUGGAGUAGAGAAUGGAAAUAAUCUUUUUCUUGAGAUUGCUAGCUUAACUUUUUCUAUUUAUGUUGUAAAGUUUGAGUUAUAUUCAAAAAGUGGCUCUGUGGGGUUUGAUGUAUAUAGGAUCCUCUAAAUGUAGUGCAGAGUAGUAUGUUGCUAUAUGUAAAUAUGUAAAGAUAUUUUAAA
Messenger RNA from Macrobrachium nipponense, 6345 nucleotides. RefSeq names its product protein lin-9 homolog. The record is from RefSeq and is a predicted model, not a curated record. Gene Ontology annotation, cellular component: nucleoplasm; transcription repressor complex. Lineage: Eukaryota; Metazoa; Arthropoda; Malacostraca; Decapoda; Palaemonidae. The transcript has 13 exons. The coding region runs from base 623 to 2203 and encodes 526 amino acids. Gene Ontology annotation, biological process: regulation of transcription by RNA polymerase II; DNA-templated transcription; regulation of cell cycle. Gene Ontology annotation, molecular function: DNA binding.